AUGGGAACUCCACGUUCGCCGGCGACAGAUUUCUUCGGAAUUUCGAAAACAGCAUGCAAAGCAUACAAAUCCCUCGUCACCAAAUUGCAUCCUCUUUCUUCUCAUCGCAAAUCCGAAUCCCACUCCGACGCCGAUUCCGCGAUCAACGGGAGAUAUCUUGAGGAGAAAUUCGCGGAGGAGGAUGAUCUGAUCGCUGCUCGGAGAGGUCUCCGAUUACAGAGCAUGGACGAUAGCACCGUCUUCAAACGCCGAUCUUCUCUUCUAUCAAACUCAAGUAGCCGUCGUAGCCACACGCCGCAAGCUAGACCGACCUAUCUCUCCUCCUCUUCUUCUUCCAAUCGCCGAUCUGCUUUCUCAAGAAGCACAAGCCGUAAAGAUGAAGGAAGCAGCCACGGCGUCGGAAGAAACCACGUCGGUCUCAAAUCACGGCCUGUUUCGAACAACGCGAGCCCGAAAACAUCACCUUUCACAAGCCCGAGAGAGAAAGAGCAAACCUUGAGCGAUUUGUUUGGCCCUGUACAUGAACUAACGUCUCCUCCAAGCUCUAGCCCUAUAAACGGCGUGAAGUCGUCUCCUACGUCUUCGAUUUCGAAAAGCGUUAGCAAAAGAGAUAAAGACGAUAGAUCAAAAAGCGUUAGCAAAAGAGAUAAAGAUGAUAGAGGCUCAGAGACGUCGACUUCUGUGCCGUUCUCGAAGAGCACGAGCACUAGACAAUCGGUAAAGGAUGGGGUUGGGUCAAUGGGGAAGAGUAUAAGCCGGAGGAGCACAACGCCAAUCGUUUUCUCGCAGUCAACACCGCCGAAAAAACCUCCGGCUGUUGAGAAAAAGCUCGAGUGUACGUUGGAAGAACUCUGCCAUGGCGGAGUCAAGAACAUCAAGAUCACUAGGGACAUCAUCACCGAUGAAGGAUUGAUUAAGAAACAAGAAGAAACGUUAAGGGUGAACAUCAAACCGGGAUGGAAGAAAGGGACCAAGAUUACGUUCGAAGGAGUAGGGAACGAAAAACCGGGAUAUCUCCCGGAAGAUAUCACAUUCGUGGUCGAAGAAAAGAGACAUCCGUUGUUCAAAAGACGCGGAGAUGACAUUGAGAUUGCGGUCGAGAUUCCUCUUAUAAAGGCUUUAACGGGAUGCAAACUCUCGGUGCCACUAUUGAGCGGCGAUACAAUGUCGAUAUCUGUAGGAGAAGUGAUCUUCCAUGGAUACGAAAAGGCGAUUAGAGGUCAAGGUAUGCCAAAUGCUAAAGAAGAAGGUAAACGAGGGGAUUUGAGAAUAACGUAUUUAGUGAAUUUCCCGGAAAAAUUGAGCGAAGAACAACGGUCAAUGGCCUUUGAGGUUUUGAAAGAUUGUUCUUGGGCAUAA
Molecule: messenger RNA, 1359 nt
Organism: Arabis nemorensis
Lineage: Eukaryota; Viridiplantae; Streptophyta; Magnoliopsida; Brassicales; Brassicaceae
Source: the annotation of a GenBank genome assembly